CAAUCGGCCAUUUCGUCGGUGCAGGCCAUCAGCCGUUAAGGGCAGCUGGGAAACAUCGCUUAAUACUGGUUACCUGAAAGGCACAUCAAGAACAUCGCAACAUGAGUGAACAAGCUGUUUCAUUUGCUAAGGAUUUCUUGGCUGGCGGUAUCUCCGCUGCCAUUUCCAAAACAGCCGUCGCCCCAAUCGAAAGAGUGAAGCUUCUCCUUCAGGUCCAGCAUGCCAGCAAACAGAUCACCGCCGACAAGCAGUAUAAAGGCAUCAUGGACUGCGUCGUCCGUAUCCCCAAGGAGCAGGGAUUCCUGUCCUUCUGGAGAGGCAACCUCGCCAAUGUCAUCAGAUAUUUCCCCACCCAGGCCCUCAACUUUGCCUUUAAAGACAAGUACAAGAAGAUCUUCCUGGAUGGUGUCGACAAACGCACCCAGUUCUGGAGGUACUUUGCUGGUAACCUUGCCUCCGGAGGAGCCGCCGGAGCCACCUCACUCUGCUUUGUGUACCCUCUCGACUUCGCCCGUACCCGUCUGGCGGCUGACGUGGGAAAAGCGGGAACCGAGAGAGAAUUCAAGGGUCUGGGUGACUGUCUGGUAAAGAUCUCAAAGUCAGAUGGCAUACGGGGUUUGUACCAGGGCUUCAACGUGUCUGUGCAGGGCAUUAUCAUCUACAGGGCUGCAUACUUUGGCAUCUAUGACACAGCUAAGGGUAUGCUUCCAGACCCCAAGAACACCCACAUAUUGGUGAGCUGGAUGAUCGCACAGACUGUAACAGCUGUUGCUGGCCUGACCUCAUACCCCUUCGAUACUGUCCGUAGACGCAUGAUGAUGCAGUCUGGACGUAAAGGAGCUGACAUCAUGUACAGUGGAACCAUUGACUGCUGGCGCAAGAUCGCACGCGACGAGGGUGGCAAAGCUUUCUUCAAGGGGGCCUGGUCCAACGUGCUCAGAGGCAUGGGCGGCGCCUUCGUGCUGGUGUUGUACGAUGAGCUGAAGAAAGUCAUCUAAUUCUUGUUGUCACGUCACUGUCCAAUUUGGCUAAAUGUAUUAACUUUCCAUUUCUAUGGACUUUGCAUUCUGCCUUAUUUAUGGGAACAACUAGCAUCUCACGAAGUAGCUGUGAGAGGUGGCUGUAUGUUGUGCAUCUUUGAUUUUAAAACGUUCCACACCCUCUUUACCAAUGUCAUUCCAGAUAUAAAAAGAAAAUUAUAAAUACCUCCUUGUGUCAUUCACUAGGUUUGUAUGGUCCCAACUUGAAUAAAUCUCUCCUGGGGAACAACCUUAACCAUUGAUGUGAACUGUCUCCUCCACUGUCAUAGCAUGAGAUGAACACUCGCGGGAUAAUGAAAUGCACCGAGUGGAUUACACUCCACUGCUAUAUUUACUUGCGCUUAUCUCUCCUUGAGCCUCUAGAGUAGAACACCGAAGCCUGUUCUCCUUUUGAACAGGGCACACCUCCUGCAGAGCACAAGACUUCUUCAGAACAGGGAGAUUUAGGGUGAUUGCUUUCUGUUGCUACCAUGUCUUCAGUCUAAAGCGCUUAACUCAUGGCAAAUUUACAGGCUUUUGUCUUUUAGCUCAUUUGGAAAGCCAUUUUUAAAAUGAAAACCUUUCAAAAUACACUAGCUGCAUGUUUCAGACUAAAUCAGCAAAAAGUCCCAAAUAUUAAAGCGGUGGAUCUUCAUGUUUGCACGGUGAUGGAUAGUAACGGUGACGGCUUGCUGUAAUCCCCUAGUAAAAUCUUAAUCAUUUUACAGGGGAGGAAAAGCUAAAGGGUUUUAUGACAUUUAAAUGCCAGGCAUUCAACGGGAAUCAUAUUUUAAGAUUUAUUUUAAAGCAUGGGCAGAAACAUUUUCCAGUGGUUGGACUUGGAGAGCGCAUGUUGUUUAGCCUGAUUGACAGCAGGUGGCGCCAGUGGUAAGCAAGAGGAAAACGUCUGCGGUUUAAGCUCAGACAAGCUUGAAAACGGCGUCUUAAGUUUCCUUUUUAAGCGUGAUACGCACAUCCAAUGAACACGCACUUUGCUAACCGGUUGAAGAAAGUUGAAUUGUUGACAGCUGCUACUAAAGUGAAUGGAAAAGGAAUCAUUUACGUGUUCAUGUUGUAAAUAAAUUGAUCUUAAAGCUC
Molecule: messenger RNA, 2117 nt
Organism: Poecilia reticulata (guppy)
Lineage: Eukaryota; Metazoa; Chordata; Actinopteri; Cyprinodontiformes; Poeciliidae
Product: ADP/ATP translocase 3
Biological process (GO): mitochondrial ATP transmembrane transport; mitochondrial ADP transmembrane transport; negative regulation of mitochondrial outer membrane permeabilization involved in apoptotic signaling pathway
Cellular component (GO): mitochondrial inner membrane
Molecular function (GO): ATP:ADP antiporter activity
Source: RefSeq, a predicted model, not a curated record